AUGGAGGUUAAUGUGUUGUCUAAGAAGUUGAUAAAACCAUCAACUCCCACCCCAAAUCAUCCCAAAACUUACAAGUUAUCUUUCUUUGAUCAAUUGGCUCCUCCAGCACAUAUUCCUCUCAUUUUCUUCUACACCGCUGAUGAUGAUACCAACAAAGAGACGGUCAAAAUUGACCAAAAACUACAACAACUAGAAAAAUCAUUAUCAGAAAUCCUAACCCUAUUCUACCCAGAAGCCGGAAGAUUUGUAAAUGAUGAUCUCUUGAUAGAUUGUAAUGACCAAGGUGUUGAAUUCUUGGAAGCCAAAGUCAAUGUUCAACUCAUGGAGUUUCUCAAUCAAGGUCCUAAGCUUGGGCUUGUCAACCAGUUUGUUCCAUGGAGUAUAGGGCCAGCCAAGUUAGCCACCACUCCGAUGGUGGCGAUUCAAGCCACCGUCUUCGAAUGUGGUGGUCUAGCCAUAUGUGUCCACGCUUCGCACAUUGUAAAUGAUGGAUUCACGGGAAGUAGGUUCAUUCAAGCUUGGGCCACUGCAAGCCGGCUAGGGCUCAGCAAAGUAGUAUGUCCGAGUUUUGACCUACCGUCUCUCUUCCCAUCGAGAGAUGUCUCUGCUGUCCUCAAAGCCCCACCCCCUAAAGACGCCGGGGCUAAGGUUAUCACAAGGAGGUUCCUGUUUGAUGCAGCGACAAUAUCUGCAUUCAAACAGGAAGUCAAAGAUAGUAUCAGUGAACGGGAACCUUCAAAACUAGAGGUGGUGAUGGCAUCCACAUGGAAGGCUCUCAUCCGCCUCAACCGAGUGAAACAUGAGGGGAAGCUGAGGCCUUCUGUAAUGACCCUACCAGUGAAUUUGCGAGGUAGAACAGCCUUAGAAACCCCAAAGAACUCUUUUGGAAAUUUUUACAUGACAUGUCCAUCCAAAUUUGAACCAGAGGAGAGCGAAACAACCCUUCUCUCUCACUUGGUGGGUCUUAUCAGGAAUACAGUGAGGAACACACUUGCAAAAGCUGCAAAACUCACCAAUGCCGAUGAGGUUUUCGCGGCGCUGUUGAACGAUCUCAAUGAAGCGAUGGGAGCGGUUACCGACGAGGAAGUUGAUGCACAUUUUUUCACUACCAUGUGUGGAUUCUCCUUGUAUGACACUGAUUUUGGUUUUGGCAAGCCAUUUUUGGUGAGUAAUGCAAGUGUACCUGUGGAAUUGGUUUCUUUGAUGGACACCAAGUGUGGGACUGGAAUUGAAGUAUGGUUGAGCUUGAAGCAACCAGACAUGGCUGUGCUGGAAAAAGAUUCAGAGCUUAGAGCUUUGAUGAUUAUGGGUUAA
Molecule: messenger RNA, 1314 nt
Organism: Camellia sinensis
Lineage: Eukaryota; Viridiplantae; Streptophyta; Magnoliopsida; Ericales; Theaceae
Product: acetyl-CoA-benzylalcohol acetyltransferase
Source: RefSeq, a predicted model, not a curated record